Aplosporella prunicola CBS 121167 is the source of this 1078-nucleotide messenger RNA. RefSeq lists its product as uncharacterized. The transcript has a single exon. Lineage: Eukaryota; Fungi; Ascomycota; Dothideomycetes; Botryosphaeriales; Aplosporellaceae. The record is from RefSeq and is a predicted model, not a curated record. Bases 94 to 690 code for a protein of 198 amino acids.
UUGGUUCAUGUUCGCCUUUGACGGACUCACCUGUCAACCAACGCUACCGUGCAACCCUGCCAUAAAAAUCCCCAUCAUUAUCCUUCACCUAAAAUGGACCCUUCGCUUGCUGGUGUUGGUGCUUGGGCCUACACUGACUUCCAACUCUUCCCGUCGUUGUCGAAGACACCAUCGCCUCCUCCAAUCUCCAAGGAUGCAGCAAAGGCUGCCCGCACUCCAGGAACCACUGUGCAUCAGAGUCAACGACGCAAAGUAAUCGAUAGAGAUGCCCACGUGGACGUAUCGAGACAAAUGCCAACAACCUCGCCGUCGACAAGAAAGAACACCAUGUCAUCAAACGCAUCUGUCUCUUCAGCGUCCGACAGGAGAACUUCAGCAUCUAGCAGCACCAGCCUGUCCGUCAGGGGAUCACGUGAUACCAACCUGGGCUUGUCUCAUCUGCAGACCUCUGGGCCAUCCAUACAUCCAACAUUGGAGGAGCCUGGACAAGGAGAAGCGGCUACUGUUGAUAUGGUAGCUCUGAGCGGCAAUAAAACAAGCAGAUACGAACCUCCGCAAGCCCCAAGGUCUGAACGCCUAUCGACACCAGACUUGGAGCCGGUAGACGCCUGGGCCUUCUGCGAUUGUUGUGAUGGAUCAAUUCCACCGAGAUUCUGUGCACAAUGCAGUUGGAUGAUUGGGAGGCGAUAAACUGGACAUUGCAAGCCAUGCUCUUUUGUUUUCCGGUGUAGCUCGUUAUCAGCUAGAUUUGCCCUUACGUCAGGCGGGACGGUAUGCCAUCGAGCGGCUCCUUGAAAGUGACGUGUUUACCACCGUCGGGCGCAUUGCUCAGCUUAUUUUUCCUAUCGUUGGUAAAUGGUUGGUUUUCAGUUCCUCACAUGUCUGGAAAGCGGAUAUUGGACCUGAUCAAGUUGCAUGCCGGUUUCGUAGGCGGCCAGAGGUAUUUCUUCGAACAGUAUGAUGAUUUCUUUUGGGCAUAAGAUUUGAUGUCAGCAUUGCUCUGAUAAGUUUGGGGGUUGAGAGGUGGUGUUUUCCAGUCAUUUGAGUGUCCAUAUACACACGGACAAGCUCCUCGGCC